UAAGAAGAUGUGGGGAAACUGUGAGUUCAUGUCCCAAAAAUAAAGUUCCUCCUUGCUGGAGGCACGGGUGGGGCUGGGCCAAUGGCUUUGCUGUGGGUUUUCCAAUCCACACUCACCUCCUCCGGGAUGGAGACGUGGCUGUUUUCUGGCCUCUCUGCAGCAGCAACAGCAGCAGCAGCAGCAGCUAGAGGCUCGCCCCGCUGCUGUGAGUCCGAAUAAUUUAGUUCAGCACCGGCCUGGAUGGCAGGGACGCAGCGGAGUCAACACUGUCGGACUCACAAGCAUUACUGGUUGCAAGUGCUCCUUGGGCCUUGGGACGGAUGAAAUCUGGAGGCCAUUGGAAGCCCAGCUGGGCUGUGGCUGCUCUGUUCAUCAUAGUUAUUCUGCUGAUCAUAAGCUUCAAGGGGGCAUCGAGCAGCCAGAAGAUGACACAAAGUGCUAUGGGUCAUGCUACAGCAACUGCUGCGGGACCAGGACCCGGCCUGACAGAUGACCUCCCAGGCCUCCAUGUGGUUGCAGAAUUUUUAGCCUGUGAACACACUCAUGUUUGGUUCCUGUCCCUAGUGGGAUCAGUUGUUGUUGGCCUCAGUGGAAUUUUCCCCCUGCUUGUUAUUCCCAUUGAAGCUGGAGCGGCCCUCAGAACAGAAGCUGGAUGCCAGAAGCUGAAGCAACUUCUAAGCUUUGCAAUUGGUGGCCUUCUUGGUGAUGUCUUCCUUCACCUUCUUCCUGAGGCAUGGGCACUGUCCAGCUCUUUAGCUGCUAAACAAGACCACUACAUAUCCCAGGGCCUUUGGGUAAUUGUUGGCCUGCUGGCUUUCCUAGUCUUGGAGAAGAUGUUUCCUGAUCAGGACCGCUAUGAGGCUCCUGCUUCAAAUCCCAGUCUGUAUUUUUACUCAACUGCAUCAUCUAAAUCUGUUUUUGUCAGAAAGGAUCUAGCAUUGCUUAGAAAUGGGCACCAUGCUGAGUCAAGGAACUCCUCCAAGCAAAAGAGUCUGCACUACAGUUCAGAGAAGAUCAAGACAAGUGGCUACCUGAACUUACUGGCCAACUGUGUUGACAACUUCACCCAUGGUCUAGCAGUAGCAGGAAGUUUUCUUAUCAGCAAAAAGGUUGGGUUCCUUACCACUUUUGCCAUCCUGCUUCAUGAAAUUCCCCAUGAGGUUGGAGAUUUUGCCAUUUUGCUGCGGGCUGGAUUUGACCGUUGGAGUGCUGCUUGCAUGCAGUUAUCCACAGCACUGGUUGGGGUCUUGGGAGCUUGCGUUGCUCUCAUUUCUCAGUCACCAAAAGGCACAGAAAAUGCUACUACGUGGAUAUUACCUUUUACGUCGGGAGGCUUUCUCUACAUAGCCUUGGUAAAUGUGGUGCCUGACCUGUUAGAAGAGUCAAGUUUAAGGCACUCCCUACUGCAGGUCCUGCUCAUUUUUUGUGGGGUGGCUGUUAUGGCUGUCUUGUCCACCAUUGUUGACUGAACACAGAGGAAGACACCCUCCCACCAUAUAAAACUAACAAGUACGAGAGAAAUGUGGUUCUCUAUCGACCUGUUGUAGCUAGUGUUCCUCCUUUGCUGAAACAUAGGCCCUGUCCACACAUACAUGGGUAGUUUGGUAAACAUAGCUUUUUUGAAGCGUUUUGGCCUUUUGCUCACGCUGUGUUUUAAGUCACUAAGAGCAGCUUUUGCAGAACUCCUAAUGUAAAAGUUUUCAGUGUGGGCAAGAAAACUGAGUUUUUGUGCAUUUUUCCCUCCUAGGCGUCUGAUUGGCCAACAUGGCUGUAUGGUUGGGUUACAUUGCUUCCUGUUGCUUUGACAUGCUCUUGACAAUGCUUGACAGUGAAUUUUGCAUUUUCAUGUCGACAGAGACUUUUUUUAAACUGUGCUUGGGUGGAAGGGGUCUUUUUUUUUUUAACCAAAGGUGAAAAAUAUCUGUUUUCAGAACUACCCAUGUAUCUGCUGACUUAGCCGUGGUCUCCAUUUCAAGAGUGUGGAUGUCUUUUACACAUCAGCAUUUUAUAU
Molecule: messenger RNA, 2011 nt
Organism: Thalassophryne amazonica
Lineage: Eukaryota; Metazoa; Chordata; Actinopteri; Batrachoidiformes; Batrachoididae
Gene: slc39a13
Product: solute carrier family 39 member 13
Exons: 10
Coding region: 321-1469 (382 amino acids)
Biological process (GO): zinc ion transmembrane transport; intracellular zinc ion homeostasis
Cellular component (GO): membrane
Molecular function (GO): zinc ion transmembrane transporter activity
Source: RefSeq, a predicted model, not a curated record